Messenger RNA from Macroventuria anomochaeta, 1436 nucleotides. RefSeq lists its product as uncharacterized. NCBI's taxonomy places the organism in Eukaryota, Fungi, Ascomycota, Dothideomycetes, Pleosporales, Didymellaceae. Gene Ontology annotation, biological process: autophagosome assembly. The coding region runs from base 49 to 1314 and encodes 421 amino acids. The transcript is spliced from 2 exons. Gene Ontology annotation, cellular component: phagophore assembly site. The record is from RefSeq and is a predicted model, not a curated record.
CUCAUCGACCUUACACCAAUAUAUUGCAUCACCUCCUAUGAUUCUUCAAUGACUUCGACGCAGUUUACAGCCUUGAUCCGGCUACCUUUCGCGCGUGGCAACUUUGUAGAUCCGCCACAAGCACAAUGGGAUGCCGAGAAGGACCGUCAACUAUGGAAGGUCAUCUCAAAGUCAUCUAAGACCAGCGACCUCAACUGGGUGGAACUAGCAUCCAAGUUCCAAGUGCCUCCUACGUUCCUGCUUCAGCAAGCGGCGUGGCUGUAUGAACGACAUUUCGAACAUGUUCGCAAUCAGAUGAAGAGAGUCAGCGGUUCAACUGUUACAGCACCCGCUGCGUCUGGCGGCGGAAGCACCCUGACCCCUGUAGGUGGUGUUGCAAUGCAAAGAGCUGGUAGCGGUGGUGCUGGACCUCCACGAACGACUUCUGCUUUGUCUGGUGGGCUCAGGAAUAGCCCAAGCCUCGGUCUACAAGAAGCCAUUGAGCCUGCUCCAGCGCUGACAAGGACGCCUUCUACAACAACCAUUACACAAUCUCGUGCCCAAGCUCAGCAGCUGCCGACUCGAACACUGUCUGCACGAUCAACGCAACGACCUAAUCUUGCCAGACCUACCAGAGAUGAUCGGUCUAUCUCCCCAGGACACGUUACCCACACGACGCUCCAAGAUCUACCAGAUUCUCCGGAGAUUCCGGCCUCGUCUUCGCCGAGUUCAUCUUCACUAUCCGACACCGAUCAUCCAGCUCAUCGUAGCCAGCUAUUUAAGAGGCCGCCUCGCUUUCAGCAGAAACGACCUCGUGAACUAGUCCCAUUUGCAGAAGGUGACGGUAUGCAGGAAGCGGACGAAGCAGGUUCACAAGGUAAUACCUUGCUACCUUUUGCAUCCGCUGCAAGGCGAGCGCCCGGUGCACCACGACAAAGCCAGCCCGAGCAGAAGACUCGACUUGUCGAUCGGCAGAAGAGCAGCACAGCAGCGAAGCCUAGCAGUCCACAGUCUCAGGCAACAACUGAGACAGCAUCCUCCAUGACGAGCUCUGCUUCUGCUAGCGAUGCGCCUUCCGGUCCUCAAGCAGCUGCAAAGAGUCCUGUGAGCCCCAACUUCAAUCACCGCGCGGCAAUGGCAAACCUUGGGAGUCCGAGAGCGCAAGCGUUGAGGCGAAAGGAGGGAAGUGAAGGCACACCAAGCAUGGGGAGCAGCUUUAGUGACAUCGAUGAUGCGGGCAUUAGCCAGUCGGCGUUGGAGGAAGCUUUGCUCAGCAACAUGCAGCAUGGGAGGAUGAGCACACUCAGUCGGAUGUCUCACGCAUGGAAGCAGUAGUAUUCUGCCUUUCUUUCACUUACACCUAGUAUCGCAAGCAUGAUGUGUGUGCAUAGUGCUGCGGUCUUGGCACCAUGGGCGAGACUUUCACAAGACACAAUGAUACAUGCUACACUUCUCAG